CAGGCACCAACUUGGCUGCCCCUAGAAGCUGCUUUUUGGUAGUUACAAACAAACAAAAACCCCAGUCCCACUCAGCGGUUAGGCACCUUCCCAAGUACUAUGAUUUCACUGGGCGGAGAAAUUAAUUUGGAGCCCAGGAGAGCGGGAGGGGAUUGUCAAACCAUGAUCCCACCUAACUUAAAAUUCGCCUCGGAUACACUUUAACCAAAUCGAGCUCUCUUUCCCACAUACUUUACAUUCUGCAAAAUCCCUCCGUCCCGAAUUCUUGCCAUCCAGUCCGCUCAGGUCUAAUCCGAAGAAUUUGCGGGAACAUCGAGGGGAGGGGGCGGGGAGGGGGCUGAACCCCCUACGUGAGCUCCCUACUGCCUGCAGAAGACCCCGUCUCAACAGAAUUCGUUCACCGGAGGGGCCCCAGAAAGCGUUAUCUCCUGGAUGGUGGAAAGAUCCGUAUUUCCAGUGGUUUUGCAUAUUCAGUAUAAGAAUUUGCUCUUUUUUUAUUUUUAAGGGCGUAGUUAUUUGCAACGUGGUACAAAUGAGGCCAAGGACUCGGGUCCGAAUCCAGAACCCAGCAGUACCAGCCCCCCCCAGCUCUCUCUCCCCAACACGCGCGCACACACACACACGCGCACAAGCACACGCACACAGAAUGCACUCCUCACCUUGGCCAGCUGUGGCGCCAACGCAGCCCUGGCUCCCCGACGCCAGGCCGGUGCGCGAGGGAGGGCUGGGUGGAAGAGUGCGAGAUUUCGGUCGCGCGCAUCCCCGCAGUGGGCCACAACCGCCUGCAAACCCGGCCGUCCGCGCCCGCCCGUCUGCCCGUGCGGGAGUGGGCAGGUUAGGGACCCCGGGCGUAGAGCGUUGCUCCUUGGCACCCUGCUCUGUGGGUUGGGGAACGAGAUGAAGACAGCUCUUUCUUGGGCUCCCAGGGGCCCUCAGCCAAUCAUGCGUUUCCCAAAAGAUCUGCGCAACAGGAAGAUGAGUGGGCUUCGCCCAGCCCAGACUCGACACUGAGGGGAAAGAAUCAGAGAUCCCGUAUGGACGCGCGAGCCCUCUCCACACAGCCCGCUUCGUAAAGUGCGCAGACCGAGGGCACUAGCAAAUUCCCCAGUCGAGUGGUAACCCUGGGUUUCCAGAGUUUGGACAGGGGAGUCUCCCCGGAGUUCCCUGGCGCUGGUCCCGCACAGCCCAGGCCUGAAUCAGCGUCUAGGCUACUUAGGAGCUACUCCCACUUAACUCAGCCCUGGCAACGCCACCUUCCCUUGCACGGGGGGAAGGGAAGUGGAGGUGGGUGGGUUAGUGUUUCAGCUUCCAAGGGCAGCAUUUCUGAGGGGAUUCCCUCUACUGGCAGGACACAACCAAAGCCAAAACAAUAAAAUAUAAAACACACGGACACACACUGCACCAAGGUGCCUGCACUCUACGCUUGCUGGCUGGCUGGGGCGGAGCAGGCGCAUGGCUGGUAAUUUGACUCCGGCGCCCCUUCGUCCCCUCCCAGCUACCCCCAUCUCCCUUUUGGCAACACCGCCCCCAGGCGCUAAGGCACCUCUACUACAGCGGGGCUCUCCUUCCCUUGCAAAUAACAUAUUUGUGAUUCACCGGUGGCCUUGGAUGUCUCCGGUCAAAGAAUUGCCCAAAGGGGGGAUUUCAGCACCUUUAAGGAAAUGUUUGGGAGACUGGCAGAGCCUUGAGGCUCUUGUGUGGGCAGCCACCUGUUUCCACCGAUGCUCAAGGCUGAGACUUCCGGGACCCUCCCUGUAUGGCAAAGCUGACUCAGGAGCCUUUAAUCGGAGGAAACGAAACUCCAUCUAUGUCACUGUGACUUUGCUUAUUGUGUCCGUGUUAAUUCUCACGGUGGGCCUCGCCGCAACCACCAGGACCCAGAAUGUGACUGUUGGAGGUUAUUACCCGGGAGUUAUUCUUGGCUUUGGAUCGUUCCUUGGUAUCAUCGGAUCAAACCUCGUGGAGAACAAACGGCAGAUGCUGGUGGCUUCCAUCGUCUUUAUCAGCUUUGGUGUGAUUGCAGCCUUUUGUUGUGCCAUAGUCGACGGGGUCUUCGCUGCCAGACACAUUGAUCUGAAACCACUCUAUGCUAACCGAUGCCACUAUGUGCCCAAGACAUCCCAGAAGGAAGCUGAGGAGGUGAACUGCCCUCACCUCAGCCGUGGAUUCUGCACACCUCGCAUCCGGGGCAACACCUGCUUCUGCUGUGACCUCUACAACUGCGGCAACCGGGUGGAGAUCACGGGUGGCUACUAUGAGUACAUUGACGUCAGCAGCUGCCAGGAUAUCAUCCACCUCUACCACCUGCUCUGGUCCGCCACCAUCCUCAACAUCGUCGGCCUCUUCCUGGGCAUCAUCACUGCCGCUGUCCUGGGGGGCUUUAAGGACAUGAACCCAACUCUCCCGGCACUGAACUGUUCUGUUGAAAAUGCCCAUCCGACUGUUUCUUACUACGCUCGUCCUCAAGUGGCAUCCUAUAAUACCUACUACCAUAGCCCUCCUCACCUGCCACCUUAUUCUGCUUAUGACUUUCAGCAUUCCAGUGUCUUUCCAUCCUCCCCUCCCUCUGGACUUUCUGAUGAGCCCCAGUCUGCCUCUCCUUCGCCCAGCUACAUGUGGUCCUCGAGUGCUCCACCCCGAUACUCUCCACCCUACUAUCCGCCUUUUGAAAAGCCACCCCCUUACAGCCCCUAAAGAGGAAUGUCUGCUGGCUAUUGAGAUUAUUGUGGCUUUUGUAUUUCUGCUUUAGUGGAAGUGUGUAGGGUACAAACUUUAAAGUGUGAUUCUUAUGCAUAAAGUUUUGCAAUGGCCUGCCAGGCUAAGGAAAGAUAGGGAAGAAGCUUAUUUGUUAUCAGUGCAGAGCAGGGGUGGCUAGACUGAGCCCAGCACUUCCAAGAAGGGCAGCGCAAGGCUGGAGAGCCAUCCCAGCGAGCAGCUUGUCUUGUUUGGACCUGCAUUACCCUAUGGCCCCGCCUCUGUGUGCAGCAGGAGUGUGGUUACCAUCUGCUUCACUUUGUGGAAAUGCAGUGUUGUCCUCCGGCCGUUGGCAGAUCGCCACCCUAGCACCUUGGUUGAAGCGCCUGGCUUAUAGGCCCUGUCUUUCCCUACCACUAAAGUCAGUCCCUAAGGAAAAUUUCCCAGAUGAUGGGGCUACACGGUAGUUCCAAUGCAGAGAGUUCUAAGAUUUUGUUUGCUUGUGUCUGGAUGCUGAAAAAAGCUGCCCAUGUCUUACUCCUUUCUUCUCUGUAUUGUAAAAAUGGCUAUUGUGAUCAUUCAGCUCAGCUUUUGUGAUUGGUACCUCCCAAAGGGAAAAGUGCAAUAGUCCUUUGAGUAGUGGGGAACAGGAUUGAUUGUUCAAGAAGCACUGAAAUACACAGAACAACAUGUACGAUGUUUUAAGAGGAUCUCAGUUAUACAUCGGGUAACUUAGGAGAUAGCGGUUCUACUACAUGUUGCAUUUGCUGCAGGAGAUACAAAUCUUAUGGUUAAAAUUGAGUUCAAAAGUGCUAGAUUAGGUUCUUGGGUCGUGUUAUGAUUGUUACUAAUCUUUGUGACUGUUUAUCUUCAAAUGUUGUGCUUCAAUCCCAGCAAACCGCACGUAUCCUGCACCCCACCCCAAAAGAAUCAUCUGUAUUUUAAUGCCACUGCUCUUAUUGGUCCUUUUUUCUGUUGAGACCAAUCAUGACAGCGUUCAAGAUUAUGAAAGUGUUACAAUGCUGCUUUGUCUGCAAUACCUCAAAUGUAGCCAACUUGACAAAUUCUUAAGUGUUAUCGUAGAUUUAAAAUCCAUCUGGCACAUUGUGGUAGGUAUUUGUACAGUUCUUUUAAUUAUACAUAGCUUUAAACCUCAAUCUGAUGAAUUUAACACUUCGGCACCAUGCCUUCACUUCAGAAUGAACACUUUCAUUGUGAUCUUAUGUUAACCUGAGAAUCGAUUGAUUUAAAGGAAGAUUGAUAAUCCUACACUUGUACAACAUAAAAAUAUAGGGCUACAGGAGGGUACCUAAUUAGACAGUUCUGCAAACACAGAACACAUACAGGAAAAAUUUCCAGCCAAUUUCGCUACCUCCCAACUUCAUGGAUUAGCGGUAGCAGGCAAAUGCUGGUGCUCUCAUCUACCUUGUAGACACCCAGCCAUCAAGAUUUACCAAGGUACAACCAGUGUGCUCAUUGUUCACAGUAAAUGUUUGCAAAACAGUUUCUUUCGGCAUCACGACUGAUGUCUCAUCUGGAUUUCAAAUCUGAACUACAAUCCUUUUGCGUUAUAUAAAGUUACUAUUAUUUUCUACAGUUCUGAGCAUAUUAAAAUUCUACUGGAUUUCAAAAAGGGACUAAUAACCAAUUGACUUACUACACAAAUAUCAACUUGUAAUACUCAAUGAAAUUUCUUGCUGUUUACACUUUACAUUUUGCUUUAGUGAACGUGUAUGGGUAUUUAAUUUUUUUAAAGGCACCAUUACAUAGUAUAUCCUACAUUUAUCACAUUUCUUAAAGUGUUAAGAUUCUAUGACUCAUUUCUAUGUAUUUUUCUUACUUUACAGAGUAACUUGAAACAGUAUAGAUUUUGUAACACUUAAUUUGAGCAGCUUCUUUUUUUAUCACAUUGAACUAUAAAAAGUGCAUGUUACCUUAGAAAAGUUAAUAUUUGCUGCUUUACUCUUUUGCAAAAACAUUUGCUGUAAUGAAGGAAUUUGUAUUUCCAAAAUGUACCUUGACUGCAUUUUGUAAUAUUUACCGCUUUAUUCCUAAUUCUGCUUUAAAGUAUUGAACUGGGCAUGAAACAUUAAAAUAUUAAUCCAGAACCUGUAUAACUGGAUAUUGCUUAAAAUCUGUAUCACUGCCAUGUUGGAAACCCAGACUGCUUUUGUGAUGUUUCAAAUUAAUAAAACUAUCC
Molecule: messenger RNA, 4894 nt
Organism: Physeter macrocephalus (sperm whale)
Lineage: Eukaryota; Metazoa; Chordata; Mammalia; Artiodactyla; Physeteridae
Gene: TMEM255A
Product: transmembrane protein 255A
Exons: 9
Coding region: 1453-2694 (413 amino acids)
Source: RefSeq, a predicted model, not a curated record